AUGACACGCGCAACACAGCACAUCUCGCUCCUCUUCAUCCUCUCCUCGGUGUACCUCGCCGCCUUCCUGGAGCUGAUCCCGUUCCCGGCCAAGAUCCAAACCGAAAUCAUCCCCGUCCUUCCGUUCUGGGUCAUCGUCAGCUUCGGCGCCUACCUCCUGUUCUCGCUCGGAAUGGGCGUGCUCACGUUCAAGGACACCGAGAGCGCGUACGAUGAGCUCGUCUCGGAGAUCGAUCUGGCUAAGCGGGACCUCCGGGCGAGGGGCGUGACGGUGGAUUAG
Tricharina praecox is the source of this 279-nucleotide messenger RNA. Its product is annotated as dolichol-phosphate mannosyltransferase subunit 3. Lineage: Eukaryota; Fungi; Ascomycota; Pezizomycetes; Pezizales; Pyronemataceae. The record is from RefSeq and is a predicted model, not a curated record. Gene Ontology annotation, biological process: GPI anchor biosynthetic process. Bases 1 to 279 code for a protein of 92 amino acids. The transcript has 3 exons. Gene Ontology annotation, cellular component: dolichol-phosphate-mannose synthase complex; endoplasmic reticulum membrane.